AUGCUAGGGUUGGUGGAGGGGAUGAUCGAGGAGGCGCCCCCGGAGAAGGGGCCGCGGAGGUUCGGGAACGUCAGUUUUCGCCGGUGGUAUGGGAUCCUAGGCGAGAGGGUGGACAAGCUGUUGAGGGAGUAUUUGCCGGCGCGGAUGUGGGAGGAGUGGGGCCAGGGAGUGAAAGAGAAAGAGGAGGACCUGAAGGAGGAGGUGAAGGCGUAUUUCAUGGGUGCGUUUGGGAGUGCGCAGAGGCUGGACUAUGGCACGGGCCAUGAGCUGAGCUUUCUGGCGUUCCUGGGGUGUCUGUGGAAGUUGGGCGCUUUUACUCCAGUUCGCGGCGAGGGGGGAGCAACGGAAGGGGACGGAGAUGGCGAUGGCGAGGUGGAGAGGAGCGUUGUGUUGGGGGUGUUUGAGCCAUACCUCAAGGUCAUCCGCCGGUUGAUCCUAACGUACAACCUCGAGCCGGCCGGGUCGCACGGCGUUUGGGGGCUCGACGACCACUCCUUCCUGCCGUACAUCUUCGGCUCGGCCCAGCUCACCCGCCCCAUCACCGAGACGGAACCCAUGCCGCUGGAAGGCUCGGCCCCCGACGCCCCGCGGCCCUCGACCGUGGUCAAGGCCGCGUCGGUAGACCUUUACCGGGAGUCCAACAUGUACUUCUCGGCCAUCGGUUUCAUCAACGACGUCAAGACGGGCCCGUUCUGGGAGCACAGCCCGAUCCUGUUCGAUGUCUCGGGCAUCAAGGACGGCUGGGGAAAGAUUAACAAGGGCAUGAUCAAGAUGUUCAACGCCGAGGUGCUGUCCAAGUUCCCCGUCGUGCAGCACUUCCCGUUCGGGUCGCUCUUCUCAUGGGACGCGGACCCCGAGGCCACGACGCCGGCAGGCUCGGUUCAUUUGGUUGCUCAUGGAAACAGCACUGCAGCCUCGGGUGCUCCCGCUGCUGGAAGCGGGCCAAGAACAGGAACAGCCGCGCCCUGGGCGCAAGCCACGCAGAUGCCUGGUGUAGCGGCCGGUGUGCCGUCCGGGCCUGGAAUUCCUUAUUCGAGGGCGCCGUGGGCAGGGACGGGAAGUUCGGGCCCGACCAUGCCGAGAGGGGGAGUCCCUGAUACUGGGCCGGCCCCGCCGACAGUCUUUCCGCGCGGCAAGCCGGGCACGGCGAGUAAUCAGUUCGCGGUAACGAAGGCGCCCUGGGCAAAGGAUUAG
Molecule: messenger RNA, 1194 nt
Organism: Chaetomium strumarium
Lineage: Eukaryota; Fungi; Ascomycota; Sordariomycetes; Sordariales; Chaetomiaceae
Product: Phosphotyrosyl phosphate activator protein-domain-containing protein
Exons: 2
Coding region: 1-1194 (397 amino acids)
Biological process (GO): mitotic spindle organization
Cellular component (GO): cytoplasm; nucleus; protein phosphatase type 2A complex
Molecular function (GO): protein tyrosine phosphatase activator activity; peptidyl-prolyl cis-trans isomerase activity
Source: RefSeq, a predicted model, not a curated record